Apiotrichum porosum is the source of this 3291-nucleotide messenger RNA. RefSeq lists its product as uncharacterized. The transcript is spliced from 7 exons. The record is from RefSeq and is a predicted model, not a curated record. Gene Ontology annotation, cellular component: mRNA cleavage and polyadenylation specificity factor complex. The coding region runs from base 1 to 3291 and encodes 1096 amino acids. NCBI's taxonomy places the organism in Eukaryota, Fungi, Basidiomycota, Tremellomycetes, Trichosporonales, Trichosporonaceae.
AUGUCUCUCUACGCCGACGAGGAUGUGGAGCUCUACGGGUCGGCACCCGGAGCAGGCGCGGUCGUCGCCCCGACCGACCCCUUGCAGGCUCUGACGGCCGCACUGUCCACCCCAGCCGAGACGCCAGAACAGGCCGACGCGCUCCUCGCUGCCGGUACGCGUUUCGAGGAACACGCAGACAAGCUGCCCGACCUCCUCACCAAGCUGCUUCCCAUGGUUGUAGACGGUGGCGACAGUUUGUUGCGCGCGUGGACGCUCGACAUGCUCGCGCUCACUGUUGGCCGAUCGUCUCUGCAGACUCAUCUGAAGCUUGAAGUGGCUCAGACAUCUCUCGAGUCGCUCAACCGUCUGCUGCAGACUGGCUCGAUCUCGACCAUUCGUGCAACGAUCCCAAUCUUCAGCACCAUCUACCCUAUGGUCUUCCGCCAACUUGCUCUGGGUGGCUCGUCUGCUGCUUCUCUCUUCAAUGUCUUUGAGUCGUCCAAGGCCCGUAUUCUCUCGCUCGUUCUCGACCCGAACUCCCAUCCCCAGGACGUCGGCAUCAAGGCGGCAGCCUGGAAGUUUGCCCAAAGAGUUCUCAUUGUGGGAACACGCCCUCUUGGCAGUGACCCUCGACUGCAGGCACGCUCCUCGGACGUGAGCGUCGCGCUUAUCCAGCCCGGGUCGCUCCUGAACGCUGUCAAGGUCGAGGAAGAGGCCAAACUCAUGCGCACCCAGCUCGUGACGCACAUGUACACUUCCGACGAUCCCGCUGUCCUUCACCCCAUCAUCAACUGUUUCCCCCUGGUCUUGAAGCACCGCCCAACGCUCGCAUCGCUCAUCAUCGGGUCUAUCUCGGCAUGGGUUCCCUCUGCUAUGGAGGCCGCCCAUAGGCCGUCCAUGCAGGUCCGCGCGGUGGAGAAGACUCUCCGUGCUGUCAUGGCCCAUAUCGCAAGACAUCAUGGUGUUGGCUACUCUGCACAGCUUCAAGACGCUCUUUCGCGCCAGAAGCAGCGUAUGGAGCAGGCGUGGGCCGACGAUGCCGAGAACCGCCGUGCGCGCCGCGCCAACAUUGCGGCAGGCAAACACCUCCUUGACGAUGCUGAAUCGAGCGCCGGUGCUGCCAAGCGCCAGCGACUCGAAGUGAAGCCUGGUUCAGGAGACGGGCGCGGAGGAGUCAUGGUCGAUGUCUCGCAGUUUGCCCUCGAGCCAGUCAUUGACGCUGUCAUUGCUGGAUUAUCAGCUGUCUCGGACGACCUGCUGGCACGCGCGUUUGAGAAUGCCCGCCAGGCGAUCCAGAACAAUGCCCCCGAUGCGGUGCAUGUUCUCACUCCUUCCCUCUUCAAGGAGGAUGUCAAGGCUGAGGAGGACGAGGUGCUCAACCCUUUGGACAUGGACUUGGAUGACGAGGAGGACCUUUUGAUGGAGCCUGUUGAGCCCGAGCUCGACGAGCCCGUCAUGAUUGUCGACUUUCGUCUCCCCCCGCCACAACCGAUCCCUGACGACGAAAAGGCUGGCCUGGUGGACUUUGCUGUUCGGCGUAUAUGGGACAAUGGCUCCGAGCUCUCGCACCUUGCCGACCUCAAGAUCUCGGACGGGCCUCGCACGGCCGUGCAGCCCAAGGAGAUGUGGAUGCUCCUCCUCGCGCGCAUCUCCUCCCGCGGUGGCGAGGACAAGCGUCGGAUCAUUGGCGAGUUUGUUGCCAAGGACUUUGGCCAGCGGUCCAAGUUUGCCACUGUCUGGCUCAACGAAGAGUGGCUCGCCAGGCGUCGCGGCGAGGAGAACCAGUAUGAGGAGGGUGUCAUGGCCAUUCUGCGGGCGUACAUCCCCACUCUGGAUUCCAAGGACUCGUCGCUGUCCAAGUUCCUCGUCGGCCUCCCCGAGAUUCCCGAGUCGGUCAUUGCCGCCCUUGAGCCACUCUGCGAGGACUCGGAACGCAUGAUUGUUGGCUUCCUCUCGCUCCGUGAGCUGGCAGAGGCACGUCCACCUAUCCGCAAGCGUGCUGUCCACACUCUACUCGAGUUCUGCACCCAUCCUGAGCGCAAGGUCCGCGUCAUGGCUAUCACCACUGUGCGUCGUUGGGUUCCCAACACGGCCAUGUCCCAGGACGUGAUCGACUAUGCUCUUGGCGUGCUCGAGCGCCUCACUGUCCCGCCCAAACCCAAGGCCGCCGAGGACGAGCAGGGUGAGGAGGGCGAGGAAGGUGCUGAGGCCAAGGACGAGGUCAAGGAUGGCGAGGAGGAGGCUGUGGAGCCCGUCAAGGUCAAGGUCGAGGAAGCCGCGGCCAUGGAGGUCGAGACCGGCGAGGAGCAGAAGGAGCACGUCAUGUCCAAGUACCUCUCGGACGUUGACCCCUCCACUGUGUCGCAACACGUCGAGCUCGCCUUUGCGCUCUCGCGUCGCGACCAGGAACUGCUCGACAAGAUCUUUGCCCUGUACCCCAAGCUCCCGGCGCCCAUCCAGGACACGGUCGAGGAGAUGCUCACACCCCUCGUCCGCUCGCUCGGCCCGACCAAGAAGCUGCUCGACAUUCUCAAAAACUUCCCCGUUGGCGCCGACAAGCUCGCUCUCCGCGUCAUCACGACGCUGUCAGCCGAGGGCUCGAGUCCCGUGCUCGUUGGUGUUAUUCGCAGUCUCAUGGCCGAGCGCGAGCUCGACCCGCGCUUCAUCAUCCCCGUUAUUGGAGAGCUUGACAAGGGCGAGAUCGAGAGCCAGAUUCCGGGCAUUGUCUCACUGCUCACCAAGCCGGACGCGCGCGACGUUGUCCGUACCGCGUUCGCGUCAGCGCUCCAGAAGAUGACCCCUGCCGACCUCCUGGUGUGCUUGCACUCGGAGAAGGCGGGCCUCAAGCCGACUGUCGAUGCCAUUGGUAUCUGCUUCUCCAUGACCACCGUGUUCCGCUCCGACGUUCUCGCCAAUGCGAUGCAGCGCAUCGUCGACCAGCCGUCGCCUUUACCUGUGUGCUUUGUACGCACGGUCAUCCAGGCAGUCACGACGUACAAGUCGCUGGUGCCCUUUGUCGCCAACAAUGUCAUCCCCAAACUCGUCGCCAAGCGCGUGUGGGACAUGCCGCAGCUCUGGGAGGGUUUCGUGCGCCUCGUCCGUGUCCUUGGCCAAGCAAGCUUCAAUGCCUUGCUCCAGAUGCCCGUCGAGCGGAUCCGCGAGGUGGUCGAGAAACAGCCGACGCUCAAGGCCCCGCUCAAGACGUUCCUCGCCAACAAGCCUACUGCUCGUCAGCAGCUCGCGCAGAUCUUUGCCGACGACAGUGCCAGUGCGGGUGGAUCGCCGGCGUCCGUGGUUGCGUCUGCGUAG